Molecule: messenger RNA, 1179 nt
Organism: Eublepharis macularius
Lineage: Eukaryota; Metazoa; Chordata; Lepidosauria; Squamata; Eublepharidae
Gene: SNCA
Product: synuclein alpha
Exons: 6
Coding region: 263-694 (143 amino acids)
Biological process (GO): chemical synaptic transmission; regulation of dopamine secretion; synapse organization
Cellular component (GO): neuronal cell body; cytoplasm; axon terminus
Molecular function (GO): cuprous ion binding
Source: RefSeq, a predicted model, not a curated record
GCAGCGUCUCUUCUCCCCGGCUGCUGCUGGUUUGCCCCCCGCCCGCGCCUUGCUGAACUGGGAUCGAGACAGCACUAGCCGCCGGCCUCUCGUGUGCUCGCAUCCGUGAUGCGCUGAGCAGAGAAGCGGGGAGCAGCGAGCAUCCUUGGAAACUCUCGGGGCUUAGGGGGUCCGCCUUGGCGUUCUUGUAACCCCUUCGGCCCAACAGUGCUAGAGAUCUACCGAGGCGCGAAAGGUGCAGGACAUACAAAACUCUUGAGCCAUGGAUGUAUUCAUGAAAGGAUUUAAUAAAGCCAAAGAUGGUGUUGUGGCGGCAGCAGAGAAGACUAAGCAAGGCGUGGCAGAAGCAGCAGGGAAGACGAAAGAAGGCGUUCUCUAUAUGGGUUCCAAGACCAAGGAGGGAGUUGUUCACGGGGUCACAACAGUGGCAGAGAAAACUAAAGAGCAGGUAUCCAAUGUGGGGGGAGCUGUAGUGACUGGAGUGACAGCCGUAGCGCAGAAGACUGUGGAAGGUGCCGGAAAUAUUGCUGCAGCCACUGGCUUUGUCAAGAAAGACCAGCUAGCCAAACAGAAUGAAGAAGGCCUCCCACAAGAAGGAGUGGCGGACAACACAGAUAUGCCUGCAGACCCUGAAAAUGAGGCCUAUGAAAUGCCUCCUGAGGAAGAGUACCAAGAUUACGAACCUGAAGCAUGAGCACCACCUCCCCUUUUCUUCCGUGCCGACAAAGACCUUCUGUCCUGUACAAGUGCUGAGUUCCAAUGUGCCCGAUCGUAAACUAUUUUUUAUAGUUUUUAACAGUGUCUUUGGGAAGUCUUCCAUCAGCAAUGAUUGGAAUCUCUGUAACUGCAUCUGGUUAUUGUUUCAGUGAACGUCCUUUUCUCUGAAACAAAGGCCAAGAUGUCAGAACCAUUGUUGUUGUGUGGAUAUUGUGGCUUCAAGUUUUAAAAAGUUUUAAAAUAAUUAUUUUAAAAAACCAACACCUAAGUGUCUACUCCUUACUUCUAAAGCUGUACAUGUUUUGUUGAUAAAUUGUUGGUAAUUUGCUAUUGUUUAUGAUACCAGAAUUUUUUAAAUGUUUCCUAUGACCAUUGUUUCCUGUCUGGGGAUGACUUAUUGUGAAAGUUGUUAAUAUAUUUCUAUACAUAUAUACAUAUAUAUACAGUAAUUGAGCAUGAACU